Messenger RNA from Scomber scombrus (Atlantic mackerel), 4372 nucleotides. It is a transcript of the gene dpf2, whose product is annotated as double PHD fingers 2. The record is from RefSeq and is a predicted model, not a curated record. Lineage: Eukaryota; Metazoa; Chordata; Actinopteri; Scombriformes; Scombridae. The transcript has 12 exons. Gene Ontology annotation, cellular component: nBAF complex. Gene Ontology annotation, biological process: nervous system development. The coding region runs from base 6 to 1250 and encodes 414 amino acids.
GCAAGAUGGCAGCUGUUGUUGAGAAUGUUGUCAAACUGUUGGGAGAGCAGUACUACAGAGAUGCCAUGGAGCAAUGCCAUAACUAUAAUGCCAGGCUGUGUGCUGAGAGGAGUGUCCGCAUGCCCUUCCUCGACUCUCAGACCGGUGUGGCUCAGAGCAACUGCUACAUUUGGAUGGAGAAGAGACACAGGGGACCAGGCAUGGCUCCAGGGCAGCUCUACACCUACCCAUCCAGGAGGUGGAGGAAGAAACGGAGAUCUCAUCCUCCAGAGGACCCCCGGCUUAUCUUACCACCUGUCAAGUCAGAAAUAGAUAUAGGACUGAAGAAGGAUCCUCUGUUGUCGUCGGACGGCAGCAGCCUGGAGGCCCUGCUGAAGGGGGAUUCUUUGGACAAACGCACACCCGCAGAUCUCCGAGGGUCUGAAGAAGAUUCCAACCUAAGUGAUUACACCGGAGGUCUGAACCCUACUGCCCGGAUUAGAAAGAGAAUCCUUGAGCCAGAUGACUUCCUGGAUGACCUGGAUGACGAAGACUACGAGGAAGACACGCCUAAAAGAAGAGGCAAAGGGAAGGGGAAGGGUCGAGGAGUGGGCAGCAGCAGCAGGAAGAAGCUGGACACAGCAGCACUGGAGGACAGAGACAAGCCGUACGCCUGUGACAACACUAUCAAACAAAAGCAUAUUUCAAAACCUUCUGAAAGAGUCUGUGGGAAGCGCUACAAGAACCGUCCGGGUCUGAGCUACCACUACGCCCACUCUCACCUGGCCGAGGAGGAAGGCGAGGAGAAGGAAGAGGUCGAGAUCAACGAGCCCGCCCUGCCGUUGCCCGAGGAGCCUAAAACUCCAAAGAAAGGCCCAGACGGUAUUGCGUUGCCUAAUAAUUACUGUGAUUUCUGCCUGGGAGACUCCAAAACCAACCACAAGACCGGCCAGUCGGAAGAGCUGGUGUCUUGCUCCGACUGCGGACGCUCAGGCCACCCCUCCUGCCUGCAGUUCACUCCUGUAAUGAUGGCUGCCGUGAAGACAUACCGGUGGCAGUGCAUAGAGUGCAAGUGCUGCAACAUGUGCGGAACCUCAGAGAAUGAUGAUCAGCUUCUGUUCUGCGAUGACUGUGAUAGAGGCUAUCACAUGUACUGUCUCAACCCACCCAUGUCUGAACCUCCAGAGGGAAGCUGGAGCUGUCAUCUAUGUCUGGACCUUUUGAAAGACAAGGCAUCCAUAUAUCAGAACCAGAACGCCCCGCCAUCGUGAUGGCCGCUCCUCCUGCACACACUCUUCACUCAGCCAUCGCACAGCAGUAUGCUUACCCUUCAAAACAGAUGAUAAACUCCCCUUGACAAGCUGACCUCGGAGGGAGUGUGUUCAAAAGAGGUGAUAAAUCGUAAAAAGGGAAGUAUACCUUACCAAACUGAUCUCACUUUGCUUCAGAUAUGACUGUUACACAGUUCCAAGCUCAGAUUCAGCCCCAUAGAUUUUUAUUUUCAACUCUUUGCCGCAUAGCCAAUUUGAGAUACACAGCAUAAAUAGCCAAAUUAUCACUUCCUGUUCAGCUUUUUUUUUACACAUACAUCUACACAACAUUGUUAAAACCUUGUCUUUCUCUUGCAAUGUACUGAUUUUAUGACUAGAGCAGAAAUAGAGCUCACUGGAAUCAAGUAGCAUGCCAAUGCUUGCUCAUCGUUAAAAAAUAGACAUUUUAUAAUAUUUAUAUAUUUCUAUGGUAUAAAAUAGUGUUAAGUAUGUAUAAAUUGGAAAGAGAAUGGUCCUGUAAUGGUCUUUUUAUUAGUGCCCAUCUCAUCAUUAUGGAAAAGAAAUCCACUAACAUGUUAUUUUAUGGCACUGCUGAUAUUUGGUGAUUGAUUUGAUAGAGUCAAAGGGAUCUGCUGAGACUAUAAAUGAUUUUUCAUCUCAUCCACGGCUGACUCAUCAUUCUGGCUCACACAGAAACUUGACAAACACAGGAACUUUGACUAGAAAUCCUGACAUGCUCGUCAAAAUGGCUCCAAAGGCUGAAUGACUUCAGGGACAGCAGGUCAGACUUCGGUCGCCCACUUUGUGUUUGUGGCUAACGAGCUCAAAAGAAUCAUGAGGACACACUGAUGACGCGUUUCAUUCAGGCUCUGGGGCCUUUUUGACAAAAGUAUCUGCUCUUCUUUCUGGUCCUGUCGACUGCAGCGGCACAACGCAGACAUGAUGCUGAAACUUUAAUUGAAAAACUGUCUUCAAGCUGCACACCAGGGGCUAGAUGUGUAAAUUCAGUGUAGAUUCAUGAUUAAAACUGUGUGUAUAUACACAGCCAGAAAUAUGCAUCAGAAUUAUAAAGCUGUGUGUACACGUGGUUCUUUUCUGUUGUAGAAAACUCAUCAUAUGCUCCCUUCUCAGCCAGUCUUCAGACCUGUCAGUGAAACAAAUGGCAAAAAAACCCAGCAGUUUCAUUGAUUGUGUUGCACCAACGAAGUUCUCCAACAACCAGAACAGCUGUCAUUACACACAACCAUUAUGCACGUUUGUAUCAUUAAUUCAUUAUAUAGGCCUGUAAAAAUCAUUGGCAUAAUAAAUUUCAGCAAUGUAAUCAAGGAUUAGUUUGUAGUGCUAAUAUUGAAACAGACUUUACAGGGUGUGUCCCAAUUAUGGAUAAAUAAGAGCGAAAUUAAGACUAUGUAAAUUAGAAGAAUGAUCAAAUAGAUAACACAAAAGUAAUUUAUCAAUAUUAAGAUGGGAAAAGCACCUCUGCACCGUUACGAAACGCAGUGUAAAUGCAUAGAGAUCACACAGUGCCGUUGAUUAACAACUUCAUGUUUUAUUCAGAUUGUUUGUCUCACUGUAUUCUCCACUUUGAUACAACCUGCAACUGGCUCUGGAAAUACACAUGUACACCUUGUCUGAAGUUUGUAUGAGGGGAGCACAUUCUCAUUGUAAAGUUAUGUUUUCAUAAAUGCCAGUUUAGGUUUGGGAAGUGGUGUAUUCAUAGUUUGUAUGUGUGGUUUAUACAUCUGGCCCCUGGUCUUUGUUUUACAGAUGACAUCAUGGUAUGAUGAUGAUUCUUCCAGUCAAAUCAAAAACAAAUCGGCCUUGCAUUAUCAGCCAGGUAAAGGGAUUAAAAAGCCUUCACUGAUGUGUUCUAGUAGUUUUCUGAUCAUGCACCAUAUAUCUGUUGAUGUGACACCACUAGAUUAUUUUAAUGUAACUGAGGACUGUGCGACCUUGCAUAUGGUCACUUGCUGACAAUAUUAAAGCGAUAUAAGAGCCCCUGUAGGAUGCUGGGACAACAGGGACUGAUGGCAGAGUCUGUUUAUGCUCUGUUACCUGAUUAUGUGCGAUACUGUAAAGUGCUAUUACAGACAGGGGACUGUGGCAACAAUGAUGGAAGGCUCCACAUAGUAGAAAAAGAGUUUAUAAUGUGUAUAGUCCUAUGACGAGGCGGCUCUUUUUGUCACUGCUUUCAUAGUUUUAUUAUGCAAUGGUUUCCUUCUGUGGCAAGGCUAACAGAAAAAUGUCUGGCUGAACUGCUAAAGCAGUGACUUUACCUCAAACAGAAACAGUAUUUAAAGGGUUGAAACAUGCUGUAGAUAAAUGGGACACAGGCAGAGGGAUACAUAGUAAUGACAGCUGCAGUUCCUGCUUCAAUAACUGCAUACUCUACAGUUAAACAAGUGCAUGCUCAGUAAUUGUCUGCACUCUCAUAUACUUCGUAGUCGUCUCAGCAUUAGGUUGGCAAAGGUGUUGGGGAAGUGGUGUAAUAUAAAUUAACCAUGCUAUCAUGUCGUUUCAAUAGCCAACUAACAAUUACUAAAGCAUUACACAAUUAUAACUUGGUUUAUUUUCUCAUCACGUUUUAAACUUACUGUUAUUUAGAGACAGUGGCUACUAGAAUAUUUUGCUGGUUGUUUUUGUAUUCAUCGAUGGUGUUUGCGUACCUGAUGUGUGGGACAUUUGGGGACUUAAGUGAAAGUUGCUUUCUAGUUAAUCCAGUGAUCCCGGUGUCAACUGAGCCGCUCUCUUCCAAAGUUCGAAAACAAGAAGCAAAGCCCAUAAUGUGAUUAAGAGACCAACUCUGAGCUGCACCGUCAACACAGAUUGGUGAAGUAAUGAUGGGCCCAUUAUCCACCUUCCAGGCUGCACUCAGAGGAAAGCCGUGAACAAAAAGUAAGUUCACCUGUUGGCUGUUGUGUUAUUUUUUUCAUAUCAGAUUAUGGUUUUCUGGUUUCUAGCUUUGGGAGAGAAUCGUCCAUGACAACAAAUUAUGUUUGAACCAAGAUCAUAGGUUUACAAAGUAGGUGAAUUCUCUUAGGGUGAACUUUCAUUUGGAUUGUGAUGGAAUGUUUUAUUGUAUGAAAUCUGUCUUCAGGAAAAUAAACUACUAGGCACUAUAA